Molecule: messenger RNA, 1898 nt
Organism: Hevea brasiliensis (rubber tree)
Lineage: Eukaryota; Viridiplantae; Streptophyta; Magnoliopsida; Malpighiales; Euphorbiaceae
Exons: 7
Coding region: 248-1624 (458 amino acids)
Biological process (GO): regulation of DNA-templated transcription
Molecular function (GO): DNA-binding transcription factor activity; DNA binding
Source: RefSeq, a predicted model, not a curated record
GAAGAGGCAGAGAAAGGGGAAGAGUAAGAAUGAUGAAGGGCAGGAAACUUCUACAGCUAGCUUAUAGCUGGCAGCUGCUUAUUGUUGACUUCUGGCUAGCUAAGUCAAUGCCCAAGUACUGUUUAGCUUUUAGGAGGAAGCUUCCAUCAGUGGAAGAGCGACUAGUGUUCUUGUUUAUUAAUUCCUUCCCUUAACUCUCCAGGCUCUAAGCUCUCUGACGAGAAAUUCUUGAGAGGAAGUAGGUUCUAUGUCUGACGUUACUCUGAAUGCGGAAUCGGUGGAGUCAACUCAGAACUCGGAACAGAAGGAGGGGGAAAGGUUGGGAAACUCUGAUUCAUCAAUCGUCAGUCUGCUCAGAGAUGCUGCUAAUGACAAUAAUAAGGUUGUUGAUGAUAUAGUAGAAGUAGGAGGUGGCGGGAAUGGAAUUGAAAAUGAAAACGACGCAGCGGUGACUACUGAACUUUCUCUGGGAAGCAAUGGAAGGGAAGUGGGCAAGGAUUUUGGGAAUUAUCAGGGGCAAGCUAGGCAAGAGAAUCUCUCGUUUGAAAUUGGACAGGAAAUUAGUGGGGGAGAGGUACAGGGAAAUAUCAGGAGGAGGAGGGGACCUAGGUCUAAGAGCUCACAGAACAGAGGAGUUACCUUCUACAGAAGGACUGAGAGAUGGGAAUCUCAUAGCUGGGAUGAAGGGAAACUAGUCCACCUAGGUGAAUUCGAUACUGCCCAUGCUGCACCAGCCAGAGCCUAUGAUCGAACAUCUAUCAAAUUCAAGGGUGUUGAAGCUGACAUCAAUUUUAGCUUAAGUGAUUCUGAGACGGAUCUGGUGCAGAUCAAUGUGCAGAUGAAGAAUUUGACCAAGGAAGAGUACACAUUCCGCAGACCAAGAACUCGUUUCUCAAGAGAGAGCCCCUUUGGCAAUAGCCACAGGGAAAGUGAAGAGCAUAUCCAUCCCAACUCAGGCUCUUGCGAUGUGGACAGCAGGGAUUCAAGGGGUCAAACUGAGGACAAUGAAAUCCAGUCUUGUCUUGCUUCCCCACCACCUCAUUCACCUGAGACUGAUCAUUUCGGCUGCAUGGAUGUUGAACAUGGCAAUGGCAUUUGCAGGACAUGCUGCAGAACACAGAAUUUGAAAAUGAAGGUCAAAGUUGAAAUCAAAGCUCUCGAGCGGAUGUUUGCUAUUGCCAACUUCAUUGUUGAGCUCUUGUCAAUAGUUUUCGAGCAGCUUUCCUCCCAGCAUUACUCUCUUUUUCUGCCAAUAUGCGUGGGGAUGUCUUUCCUGGCUCUGUUUAUUUGCACCUUCGAGCUUGCGUAUAAGGCUCAGAAAGAACGAGCUACUUGGCGGUGGUGUGGCACAAUACCUUGGUUUUAUUAUCCUUCUCAAAGCGGCAUUCGUCUUGGUUCUGUCAUGGACAUUGCUGCAUUGGUUUGUGCAUUUGGUCAAUGCAUUCUCACAAUAGUUGGUUAUUGUUUGUUCCUUAGGAAUGGUAAUAGCCCAAUCAAAAUAUCCAUUUGGGCUAGCGUCUUUGCCUCUUGUCAGUUGUGUUCCAAGUUCUGUGGAGAAUUCAAACAUGAAGUUCAUGGGCAAGACACUUUACCUGUGCUCAAUGCACCAAGCCUGUGUCACUGAUCUAUAGUCCCGCCAUGUGCAACGCUUAUCAUCGCCGCCUUCAACAUCAGGAGUGACUUCUUUUGAUGAGCAGCUGUACCAGUUGCAUCUUAACCUGGAAAACUCGAUGUUUUUCAUUUGAGGUAUCUCGUGUUAGUCAGUGAUUAUUUGGAAUUAUGCCUAAUGCAGUAUUCUGUUUGAUGCUGCUAAGACACAGAGUACUCAGUAAUAGAAAUUACUUGUAUUAUCCAGUAUUCUCUUUGAACCAAUAAUAUAAAUUUCAUUUUCACUUGUA